AAACUGGAUGAACCUUCGGGAUGCAGAAACAGGGAAGAUCCUUUGGCAAGGAACAGAAGAUCUGUCUGUACCUGGAGUGGAGCAUGAAGCUCGAGUUCCUAAAAAAAUCCUGAAAUGCAAAGCAGUGUCUCGGGAGUUAAACUUUUCCUCAGCAGAGCAAAUGGAAAAAUUCCGCCUGGAACAGAAAGUUUAUUUCAAAGGGCAGUGUCUAGAAGAAUGGUUCUUUGAAUUCGGUUUUGUGAUUCCUAACUCCACAAACACUUGGCAGUCCUUGAUAGAGGCAGCACCUGAAUCACAGAUGAUGCCAGCUAACGUUUUAACUGGUAAUGUUAUUAUAGAAACCAAAUUCUAUGAUGACGAUCUUCUCGUAAGCACUUCCAGAGUGAGACUUUUCUACAUUUGAGAUGGGGCUUUUUGGAGCUGUUUUAGUUUUCCUCCAUACAGUUCUUGGUGCAGAACCCCCCGACUAUCCAGUGGAAGACACUCCUGUAGGCGGUGACCCCUGGGGACCAGCUCAACGUGGGUUGUGACCUUUGCCCAUCAGUUAUUUUGCUUUCUCCUCUGACAAGACCAGACCAAACCCUCAGAGACAGGACCAGCUGCUCAGCGAUGCACUGGGGAAAAGAGGCUGUCUCUGAACACGGGCAAACCGAUGGUCAUGGAGAACCAAUACUGUAAAUUAUGUUAGUCUCAUCCUUUGUACUUCUCUGGAUCCUGGUAUAAUCUCCCAUUUCCACUCACACUAAACUCUCAAUGCGUUUCAUUUUGGGGGGAUUAAGUUAACCUUUUCAUUUUUCUCAUGUUGUAGGUUUUUAACCUUUUACUGGAUUCCUGUGUAAUUGGUCCACACAUCCUCUUACCUGAACUUGUAAAAUAGACUGUGAUAUCACCUAAUGUAAUUAAAACAACUUUCUCAAUUAAAACAUUCCUACCGUCCAAAGAAGGGAAG
Molecule: messenger RNA, 949 nt
Organism: Pezoporus occidentalis (night parrot)
Lineage: Eukaryota; Metazoa; Chordata; Aves; Psittaciformes; Psittacidae
Gene: PDE6D
Product: phosphodiesterase 6D
Exons: 4
Coding region: 8-403 (131 amino acids)
Biological process (GO): sensory perception of light stimulus
Cellular component (GO): cytoplasm
Source: RefSeq, a predicted model, not a curated record